Messenger RNA from Aspergillus alliaceus, 1539 nucleotides. RefSeq names its product cytochrome P450. NCBI's taxonomy places the organism in Eukaryota, Fungi, Ascomycota, Eurotiomycetes, Eurotiales, Aspergillaceae. Gene Ontology annotation, molecular function: heme binding; monooxygenase activity; iron ion binding. The transcript is spliced from 5 exons. The record is from RefSeq and is a predicted model, not a curated record. The coding region runs from base 1 to 1539 and encodes 512 amino acids.
AUGGCUGUCAGAGAGGUGUGGCACGCCAUAUCCCAGCCUUUGGGCUUGUUAGGAAUUGUUGGCAUUGUAUUCAUCACGUUUGUCGUCUACCUUAUCAUCUAUAGCCAUACCGCAGGCCUCCACCACAUCCCGGGUCCAUUUCUCGCGCGCUACACGAACCUACACGCCUGGCUUCACGCCCAGUGGUAUUGGGGCACGAAUGUGUGCUACCUCCGUCGCUUACACUCCACAUACGGCGAUGUGGUGCGCGUUGGGCCACGUAGGGUUAGCGUGAGCAAUCCGGAUGCUAUUCAGGCUAUAUACGGGAUGAAGGCCUCCCUGAAUAAGUCUGAGUUGAUCCGCGCCGCCCAGCCGCUCGGUAAAGGCCCUGAGAAUCUCUUUUCCGUCCGUGACAGCAAGAUCCACGGACGUAUGCGCCGCGCCGUGGCCAAUGCCUACUCGGUCUCAACGAUUGUGCAGUACGAGCCGCGGAUUGACGACACGCUUGGUGCGCUGUUCAAGGUUUUGGAGGGCGAAGACCCAGAAACAAAUAUUGGGCGGUGGGUGCACUACUACGUAUACGAUGUCGCUGGGAACAUGACCUACGCUCAACCGCUAGGCUACUUGGAACAACGCCGCGAUGCGUUGGGACUGAUCAAACAAACCAAGAUGCUCCACCGAUAUAUCAACUGCACCAUGCCGAUGCCGAUCUUGCACGACGUGGCUAGUUUCGUAGUUCGCCUGUUCAAGGCACACAGUUACACUAUCUUCUACCUCCUUUCUAGGCGGAAGGUCCAGGAGAGGUUGGAUUCCAGCACAGAUUCAACGAAGAACAGAAGCAGUAAUAAUGAGACGUCCUCCAAACCCGAUAUCCUUGCGCACUUCGUCGCCUCGCGGGAGAAAUACCCCGACUGGAUGACAGAAGACCAGAUUGUCAAUCAUUGCAUGGUAAACGUUGUCGCUGGCGUCGGAACAUCAACUACAUCCAUCAAUAACGCGCUCAAGUACCUGGUGGCUCACCCAGAAGCCCAAGAAAAGCUGUACCAGGAACUGCAGGCUGCCAACGUCAGCUCUCCAGUGAGCUGGCGCGAGACACAGGCGCUGCCGUAUCUGGAAGGCUUGGUGCGCGAGGGCAUCCGUCUACGAGACGCAAGUAGUUUCAACCCCAACGGCCGCAACGUCGGACCUGAAGGUCUAGAACUCCCUGGAGGUGUGUAUUUGCCCCCGGGCACCGUUGUGGGCAUGAAACCGAGUGUAGCUUCAGUACAAACGCGGACCUUUGGAGAGCAACCAUACGAAUUCUGGCCGGAGCGAUGGUGCCGGCGAGACGGCGAGCGGGGGGAGGAAUACGCCGAACGCAGGUCUAAGAUGGACGCGGGCGAUAUGUCCUUCAGUGCCGGAACCCGAGGGUGCAUUGGUAAGGGAAUCGCCCUGAUGCAGAUCUAUAAGUUUGUAGCGACCCUGGUGAGCCAGUAUAAGCUGCUUCCUGCGACACGUUGCGACCAUCCGGAGAGCAACUAUGAGUUUUUCUGCGUUUUGCAACGAAGAGAAUCAGUGUAG